Messenger RNA from Lathyrus oleraceus (garden pea), 1555 nucleotides. RefSeq lists its product as uncharacterized. Gene Ontology annotation, molecular function: RNA binding. The transcript has 10 exons. Bases 327 to 722 code for a protein of 131 amino acids. Lineage: Eukaryota; Viridiplantae; Streptophyta; Magnoliopsida; Fabales; Fabaceae. The record is from RefSeq and is a predicted model, not a curated record.
CAAAAUUCAAGGAUUGAACCUUACCGGAUAUCUUGGAUCCUCGCUGUAUAAUCUACAAAAUUUGAAGAUAUUUGAUAUCAGUUCCAACAGCAUAAUGGGUGAAAUACCAUACGAAUUACCUCCAAAUGCCACACAUAUAAACAUGGCUUGCAACUAUUUGAGCCAAAAUAUCCCUCAUUCAUUAUCAAACAUGAAAAAACUAAGACAUCUGAAUUUAAGCCACAAUUUCUUGUAUGGACCAAUUGGCAAUGUGUUCACUGGCUUAGAUAAUCUCAAGGAAAUACUUGAGAAGCAAGAAAAGGAUGCUAAUUUGGAAAAGAAAAUAAAUGAUCUGUCACCUUGUGGGUACUUCUGAUGCUGUUGCUUCUGCUGAGAAACUUAUCAAUGAAGUCCUUGCUGAGGCUGAAGCCGGGGCUUCUGCCGGUGGUGGUACUAGACGGAUGGCUGCACAAUCUGGGGGUGAUGAAUUUUCGAUGCAAAUCCCAAACAAUAAGGUCGGCCUUAUAAUUGGUAAAGGAGGAGAAACAAUUAAGAGUAUGCAAGCUUCUACUGGAGCACGGAUUCAGAUUACUUUUAAUGUUAAACACCAAUUGCGAAUGGAAGAUCGAAUUUGGAUCCAACUCCAAUCCGGCUCAGAAUUCCGGUGCGGUGGAUUUUCAGAGAAUCGCAGAGUCAUCACUGCGGUGGUUACGUGGCGAAGUGGUCACGCGAGAGGGAAGUGAAGUGAGCUUCUCAGAGAUGAACUGUGAAGAAUGAGCUCUAAUCUUUGAGCAAAAAGCAACCGAUUCUGAAUAUGAGGGUAGAGAGCUUGAGAGUGAAGAGUGAAGAUUGAAGGUGAGGAAUGAAAAAACUAGAAAAGCUUCUGAUUGCACUGUUAUAUACAUGGUAUUCUCAACCAAAUCGGGCAACGGAUCGGGCAGGGAUAAGUCAAAAUUGGACCUUAGCUUGCAGUUCAGCUGGAUUUGCACGUUACUUCUAUGAAGGUUUGUUGUGGUUGGAAGUUCUGCUGUUAAAAUGUUAGUUUGUUUUGUUAGUUACAAGUCUGUCAAAUCAAUUUAAAAUUAGUUAGGUUAAGUUAGAGAACUAGUUAGUCAUGGUUAUUAUGAAAUUAGAAAAAAAAACUUAACUGUUAGUCAAAGUCCUGCUGUUAGUUAUUUCCCAUUUUUUGACUCUGUUAGUUUUAUUUAUAAUCGAUUGCUUUGAAAUUAUGUUACUACAAAAGGUUAGAUUGAUGUUAGUAAAUCUGUUAGCAAGUUGAUGGUGAGAUCUGUCAUGGCCUAUUAGUAUCAGAAACAUUAUUAGUGAAGGCCAAGACCAUGACCAAACACUUGCCUGAUUAUUUGAUGUAGAACUUACUUGCUGAAACUUUCCGCUAUGCUAAUGAUUGUCUUGGUGCAUGACUUGUCAUUGGGCAUGAGCGCCGGGAGCUGUUACCGCAGCAAGUUGUAUCAGUUAAGUUGUUAUGACUAAUUUUGGGAAUCUGCUAACGACUCGUUUUAGACAGCACUAGCUAGUGUGUUUUGAGUUGCUCACUUGCCAACAACUUAAUAAUUGU